Molecule: messenger RNA, 790 nt
Organism: Papaver somniferum (opium poppy)
Lineage: Eukaryota; Viridiplantae; Streptophyta; Magnoliopsida; Ranunculales; Papaveraceae
Product: mitochondrial pyruvate carrier 1-like
Exons: 5
Coding region: 280-624 (114 amino acids)
Biological process (GO): pyruvate import into mitochondria
Cellular component (GO): mitochondrial inner membrane
Source: RefSeq, a predicted model, not a curated record
AUUUGUCUAAUCUCUUAACUUAAUUUGAAGUUUCAUGAUUUCUAACCUUACUGUUUUGUGUUCACUGUACAGUAGUUAAUUUGCUAGUCCCUGUUUUGCCAAGAUGUUGUAAAUUAUGUUGUAAUUAACUGUUUGAAUGGUUCUACUUCUAACACUGUAUCGGCGAUCUAUAUUCUGUCCUUUUUUUCCCAAAAGAAGAAAGAAAAAGGAUUAGUUUCCAAUUUUCCACUACUGUCAAAGUUUGUUAGAGCAAGUCAUCCGAUCAAUUUGACAGAUUCAAUGGCAGCAGCAGCAAGGUUUCGAGCAUUCGUCAAUAGUCCCAUGGGACCUAAAACAACUCACUUUUGGGGCCCUGUUUCAAACAUCGGUUUGUUUGCUUCUGCAUUGACUGAUACACAAAAACCCCCAGACAUAAUAUCCGGGAACAUGACCGGAGUAUUGUGUGUGUAUUCGUCUUUGUUUAUGAGAUUUGCGUGGAUGGUACAACCACGCAACUAUAUGCUCUUAGCAUGUCAUUCCUGUAAUGUACCAAUACAGCUAUAUCAGCUCUCUCGUUGGGCUACACAUCACGGGUACUUGGAGCAGAAAAAGGAACAGGAGGAAGAAGCUAAAGUGAAAACCUAAGAAGUUGUACAACAAAUGAUGAACUAGCUAGCUAGUAUAUUAACAUGAUAUUAAACGUAAUGUCCUGGAACCAUGGAUACUUAAGUAUUUCCGUAUCUUGUUUGUAAAUGAUUCAUAAUUUAAUCUAAUUAAAUCAUAAUGUCGUUGUUAACGACUUAAGUAGUUA